CUCAUUGUUUGCAAGCACUUUAUUUUUGUUGUAAUGUAACAAUAACCUGAACAUUUUCUGUUAUCUUGUUUUUUCUUCCGUUAUUAUACUUUGUUGUAAUACAUGAAGCUCAAAUGAUUGAAAAUGGUAUUGCUCAUUGAUAGUGUAACUCAUAUAAGUUUACUUUCGUCAGCAAGCUCCUGAUAUUUUGCGAAAACGUUCGAAAACAAUGUAUUCAAUUGAAUUUGCAGUUAUUUUGAUAGUAUCGGUCCACUCUACGAAUGCCUGGAUGACUCAGUAUGAAAAUGAAGUUGAUGAUGGAAUACAUUGUGUUAAUCAUCUUUUGUCGGAAAGAGCUGGAAGAGAUGUUGUAUUAAGAAUUGGAGAGCACUUAGAUUUCUCAGACUGUUCUCGGGUAGAAUGUUUCCCUCCUCUGCAGACAAUUACAGUAAAGGGAUGCGGUAUCUCCUCUAAGGACGAAGGCAUGGAGUGUGUACAUCCCGAAGCGUUUACACGACCGUAUCCGUACUGUUGCCAAGAAUGUGCAUGAUGGUAAAGUUGCAUCACUAUAUUGUCAGCCUAUCAAAAAAGUAAACAAUUAAAUUCUAUUAUAAUUAUUGUUAAUAACAAAAUAGGAGUCGUGUGGCACUUUCAGCAUUUUCGUACAAAAAAUAUUAUUUUCCUACCAGCGUGCGGAAAGUACCCACUUUUAACACGCACCUGCGUGCAGAAAGUAGCACUUUUCCCCACGCAUAGCUUUUCCUCACGCGUUACAUGUUAUUCGUAUCGAUUUGAAUAUUUUUGCUAAUAGAAAUGCUUUCUUCAGUUACUUAUAUAGUAAUUCUUCUGUUCCUUGCCAGCUGCACGUUUUUAUCAUCCAAGUAAUUGUGCUUUCACUUUUGGUAUUGUUAAUAAUUAUUAUAAAUGAAUUAAUCAUGUUGUUGUUGUUGAUGAUGUUGAUUUUCCAAUUGUUACAUUUCUAAUAAAACAUAGUACGUAUUUAAAAUUCUGGGUCCAUUAUCAUCUCGUGCUGCACUGUUACAAAAAAUCUUAUACCAGACACUUGCGGAAAGUGUACUUUCCAUCCUUGACAGCAACUGCCAUCGCGUGCAGAAGAGUAUCACUUUCCGCAUUUGAUAUGUAAAUAACUAUUUUACCUGAAAAUUAAGGGCCGUUUCGUCAGUCGUUCCUACAAUUGUAGGACGUGUUUAUGGCCUCUUUGAUUUUCAUAGUUUCCUACUAUUCCGUGUCAACGAUCUAUUUUGAGGUUAUGUUACAAAAAUCCAUUUGUAUCAAAUUGUUCAAGCUUUUGAUUUAUAUCAUUUGUUAUAUAGCCUGACAUUUCCUUCGAUUCAAAAAGAAAGCAUAGCCUCACAAUAGGAGAGUGCUAACGCUGACAUGGAAUAGUAGAACUCUAGAAGUAUAAAAGCCUUUCUGGAGAAUAGAAAAGGCUACAAAAAUCAAGUAGGCAGUAUUGUAGGAACGAUUGACCAUAUAUCCCUAAAUGACUUAAAUAUAUCUUCUCUCCUCAGUAAACACCUUUAUGAUAUAAUACUCAGAAAGAUGUAACGUUACAUUAGAAUCAGACCGAUUGCUUAGGGGCUUAGUGUCAGUUUCUUAUGGUGGUGAGUAGUCUGUUUCCAUACAGAUCGUUUGAUUCAAUUGUGAAUACUUUCUAUUAAAAAAUUUUAAAUUCCAGUUAUAAUUUUGUCAUAACUUGAAGAUACUCUUCAACUUUGAUUAUGGAUUAUGGAAAACGCUGGAAUGUUUCUCGACUCGGUGAUAGGGACAUAAGUAUCCGACCAGAUGGCGGAACGAGCUAACCACAAUCAAGUCUACAGAUACAGUCGAGUUAGUGGACAGCGGAUGCAGAACUAAAAUGGAAUAAUAGCCCAGUCGACAUAGUAAUAAACUUGUUAUAAAUUGGUCCAAAGUGUUUUGAAUUAGUAUAACAGUAAUAAAUUAGGCUAGUAAGUAGUAAAACGGUAUUGUCGUUACAUUAUGUAAAAUAUGGUAAUGAGGUACGACAUAAGCAGACAUAUCUAAAUUUUGCAGUAAUAUUUUAAUGCUCUUCAGAGGCCAUAUAACAG
This is a messenger RNA of Acanthoscelides obtectus, 2069 nucleotides long. Lineage: Eukaryota; Metazoa; Arthropoda; Insecta; Coleoptera; Chrysomelidae. The record is from the annotation of a GenBank genome assembly.